AAUCCUGGUGACCACAACCCAGGCAUGCAUAUAUACCAGAGUUGUUCCGUGCUGCUUAAUCUGCAUUCCCUAAGAAUUAAACUUUCAAGUGUAUUUUCUGUUUCCUCCGCCCUCCUGUUCCUACAUCCUGAGUGUAUCUGCAGUGUUACAGAACAAGCCCCUGAGAGCCUGGAAGUAGUAUCACUGACGGAAACUGCUAUUGCUGGCUCUGCUUCCUCUGCUCAGCCCAGCCCUAAGCUGGACCUGUGCACUGCAGCUGAAUCUAUGGGCAUGUCUGCAGAGGAGGACGAUUCCACCAGAUCCAAAGACCGGGAAUGGCCAGAAGUGGAGAAGGGAAAAUUAGCAAGAGGAGCUGCCUUAAAAUGGGCAUCUGGGGUCUUUUACCGACCUGACAAAUUGGAGGGCCUUGAGGAGUAUCGGAUCCGAGAGAUACAACGCAAGUUCCAUCCAUCCCGUAUAAAGUCAACUGUGCAGUCCUACCUAGAGGGUGUGAGCACAGGCCUGGAGCAGUUGCACACAGCCACUGCAGAUGUUCGACAUGUGCGGCAAGCAUUGAGAAACAUACACCAGUCCUUGGCAUCCAGCACCGACUCUUUUCAGAGUCUGCAGCGACUACGGGUGGCACUGGAACAUGCCCAGCUGGGUUCAGUUGCCCAGACAUUGCCCCAACUUUUCUCAGUACACAAACUCCUUUCCGAGACCUUUGACCUCCUGCAGAGUCACCACCUUCUGGAAGCCCACACAGGAUUCAUGGACCUAGAGAGUUUACGGGACAGCAUCCUGUUCCAGCUGCAUCACCACAACCUACUCAACCCCUCACACCUGGCCAGUGUAGAGUCCUACUUCAGGGGCCUCCUGGAACUAAAUGAUGCCCUUGCCCAGCACCUGUGGCACGUUGUGGCCCACAGCACAAGACUGGUGUCUGAGGACCCCUCCCUCUUUGUCUCCACGCUACGCAUUAUUGAGCGUGAGGAGAGCAUUGAUGCUGCCCUGCUGCUGAGGUCUCAGCUUCCUUCUGGCUUCCUCCCGCCAGGGCGCCCCAAGUGCUGGAGGCAGAAGUUCUUCCAGGUUAUACAGGACACCAUAGUCGCUUCCCACUUCCAGGCCAUGCCAAGCAAUGCCCAAGGCCAGCACCUCACUCAGCAUUUGGAGUCCUUGCAGAGCAGCAUCCUGGCCGAACUGUGUGUCGUGAAAGACCUGAUGGCCCAGUGCUGCCCGCCUCACUACAAUAUCGUCGCAGCCUUUGCUGCCAUGUAUCAUCAAGGCCUUGCCAAACACCUGCAUCACAUCCUCACUCGGGAGCUGGAGAAGCAGGAGGUCUUUACUCUUCUCCAGUGGGCACUCCAUGUCUACCCAAGCUCAGAAAUGAUGAACCACCCAAGCCUUCUACCUGAAGUGGACAUCACAGUCUUGGGUCCUCUGCUUCCUGUGGAUACAGUAGACUAUUUGGAGGGAACCUAUGUGGGGAAAGUACAGGCCAGCUUUGCUCAGUGGAUGCAGAAGACGCUGGAGAUGGAGUUUAAAGAGUGGUUCAGUGAAGAGGAGCCCGAAUCAGACUAUCAAGGCUGCUUCCAGACCAGCCUUCCCAUGAUUGUCAUGAAGAUGCUGGAUGAAAAUAUCCGAGUGGCAUCCCUCAUCUCAGAUACUCUGCAGCAGAAGUUGUGCAGCAUGGCCCUGGAGGAGCUUGAGGUCUUUCUGGGCAGCCUGUAUGAAGACCUGGUGGGAUUUGGCAAGGAGCAUCAACGAGAGCCUGCAACCUCCAAGUGCUAUGUGCCUUACUUGCUAUCAACCCUCAACAACUGCCAGGCUCUCAGCACCUCCAUUGCAGCCCUGUGUGAAGGCAGAUCAACACCCUCGGAGGCCAGCAAGAUGUCAUCAACCCUUCAUGUUGCCCUGGACAAAGCCCAGAAGAAGGCAUGCCAACUGCUGCUGGAGGAGAUGCUGGCAGAUCUGCAGCCUCCGUUUGCCCAGAUGCCCUCCCGUCAAUGGCUGUCUGGUGAAUCCCAGGUGCUGAGCAGCAUAUGCGAGGUGGUGGACAUGCACAUGAAAUUAUUCUGCAGAACUCAUAAGCCAAUCAGCAUGCACCUCCUGUCAGAGACUGAGCGCUUGGUCAUGAGCCAGUACGUGAGGGCUCUCUUGCAGAAAAGGCUAGUGUGCCGGAAUGCUGAGGAGAGAAGCCGGAUGGCCAGGCAAAUGAUGCAAGACGCCUCCCAGCUGAAGGAGCUCUUUUGCAGCCUGGGCCUGGAGGAGAAUGAACAGACUCUCAGAGUGAUUGCUGACCUGCAGGAGCUCGUCAGUCUCAAGGACCCCUCCAUGCUGAGCCUGGAAGUACUGGGAUUUGUGACAAAAUAUCCUGAUAUCAGCGAAGACCACGUUUCCAUGCUCCUCCACUUGCGUGGCGACAUCUCUAAAGAAAUCCACAACAACGUGCUGGAGAUCAUGGUGCAGAAUCCUCAAGUACUGCCUGAGAACUAUCAUCCUGUUUUUAGCAACAUUUUUGUUCCAGCUCCGGAGCCACCCUUCUGCCUUGGGAAGUCCAAAUGUGCCUGAUACGUCUACAUAUGCUGUCAGGCUGCCCAUCUCUACAGCUGCAUUGCUAACUUUGCUAGGAUGGUAGCUGGUAACCUCUGGCAAGAUGGAACUUGAGUGGGGAUUGAGCCUGUUGGUUGUUGUUGUUUCUUACAUUCCAGCGAUCCAAAACACAUGGUGCCAUUUGGGGGGGGGGCAG
This is a messenger RNA of Lacerta agilis (Sand lizard), 2728 nucleotides long. It is a transcript of the gene EXOC3L1, whose product is annotated as exocyst complex component 3 like 1. NCBI's taxonomy places the organism in Eukaryota, Metazoa, Chordata, Lepidosauria, Squamata, Lacertidae. Gene Ontology annotation, biological process: exocytosis; exocyst localization. The record is from RefSeq and is a predicted model, not a curated record. Gene Ontology annotation, cellular component: exocyst. Gene Ontology annotation, molecular function: SNARE binding.